AUGAUUCUGCAGGGCCCAACGAGCCUGGACGCGCAGGAAGCCUCGCCCGCAACAUUUGUCGCCCAAGUAGUUGGUGCUCCUGAACCCGAAAUAUGCUGGUUGUUCAAUCACACGGACGUUAUCAAGCCAUCUAGCUGCGUCCAAAUGCAGCAGUUUCCCGACGGCAGAGCUGUGCUCAGCAUCACAAAGGUUCGCCCUGAGGACAGUGGCGAGUACACGGUUCGCGCGACGAAUCCGUUUGGAACCGUUGAAAGCACAGCGGAGCUGAAAGUUCUAACCCCGCUGCCUGAGGAGACGAUUCAGUGUCCCGAGGGCACUUCGCUUUCGCUCAUAGUCGAGGCUACCGGUGUGCCCCCGCCCAAACUCAACUGGUUCCGAAAUGGUGCCCCAUUCGUGUCGUCUCCAGACAUGCAGAUAACUGAGAUUACUCCGACCCAGCACCGACUCGAGGUGAACGAACUCUUCCUUACGGAUUCUUCCGAAAUCCUAGUGGAAGCUGUAAACCCCUUCGGCAGAGCAGUGACCAAGGCAACGCUCGUCGUUACACCAGAUGAACGGAAAAAGUUAGAACCUCCGGUCUUUGUGCAGUCACCGCCUCCACAAUUCACCGCUCCCGAGACAUCAACUGUGAGGUAA
Messenger RNA from Dibothriocephalus latus, 636 nucleotides. NCBI's taxonomy places the organism in Eukaryota, Metazoa, Platyhelminthes, Cestoda, Diphyllobothriidea, Diphyllobothriidae. The record is from the annotation of a GenBank genome assembly.